CUGUAUGCUAUAGCCGGUGGCGGCAGUGGCGAGUGGCCCUCGUGGUAGAUACGUAAACAUGUGGCAUCUCUGAAAGAAUCGAUAGGUUAGAAACGCGGAAAUACUUCUUAAACGCGUACGAUUUUAAUAGAAAUUUUUACAAGAUGAAGAUUAAAGCUUUGCGAAAAAAUCCUCUGAGUCGCCCGAGAGAAGAGAAUGACGUGGCGAACGAUCAACCGAGCACUUCGACGGAUCAGGCUUCGGAGGUUCUGCUGCCGUCUGACAGUAACUUCAAUCACAUCAAAUGCAAAGCGCUGAGAUAUCAGAAAUGCCAGGAAUUGAUGAAGGAACGAGCGAAGGCAAAGAAAGCAGCGAAAAAGGCGAGGAUACAGGCGGGCGCUCCGAAACAGAUGCCGCAUACUCUAGAGAGUUUGCGAGAGAAGGAUGAGACUACGGUAGUGGGUGAUCUGGAUGAUGAGGCGAAUGAGGAGCUGAAAUUUGAUCUGGAGCACGAUGAAUUCGCUGCCUACUACAAGCAGGAGUAUGAGCCUAAGGUCCUCAUUACAUACGCCGAUAAUCCAAACAGGAAAACUAGAAUUUUUGGCAGAGAACUCACCCGAAUGGUACCCAAUUCUAUUUCGCUGUAUCGAAAUCGCUCUGGCGUUAAGAAAAUGGUCAAGAGUGCUAUUGCCAGAAACUUUACGGAUAUAAUAAUCGUUAAUGAGGAUCAAUGCAAACCAAAUGGAAUGUUGGUCGUUCACUUGCCAGAUGGGCCUACUGCACAUUUCAAGAUCAGCAAUGUUAAAAUAACGACAGAUUUGAAACGUAGCCAUAAGGAGAUCACAGAACACAGGCCAGAAGUUAUUCUCAAUAACUUUACCACACGCUUGGGUUUCACUGUCGGCAGAAUGCUGGGAGCAUUGUUUCAUUAUCAGCCAGAAUUUAAAGGAAGGAGAGUGGUGACAUUUCACAAUCAAAGAGAUUAUAUAUUUUUUAGACAUCAUAGGUACGAAUUUAAUCUCAAGAAUGGAAAACCGAGAUUGCGAGAAUUAGGUCCACGGUUUACUUUGAAAUUAAGAUCAUUACAGCAUGGUACAUUCGACAGUAAAUAUGGCGAUUACGAGUGGAUUAUACAAGGCCGUAGACAUGAGAUGGAGACAAGCAGAAGAAAAUUCUUUUUGUGAGUAAUAUGUAUUAGAAUUAUGACAGGGAAAGAAUUCGUUGAAAAGAAAAUUAUAUAAUCAUGAUUAUAUGCUAAAUACGUAAAUAAACUAUUAAUUUCUUCGUA
Wasmannia auropunctata (little fire ant) is the source of this 1267-nucleotide messenger RNA. RefSeq names its product probable ribosome production factor 1. The transcript has 3 exons. Lineage: Eukaryota; Metazoa; Arthropoda; Insecta; Hymenoptera; Formicidae. Gene Ontology annotation, cellular component: nucleolus; preribosome, large subunit precursor. Gene Ontology annotation, biological process: maturation of LSU-rRNA; maturation of 5.8S rRNA. Gene Ontology annotation, molecular function: rRNA primary transcript binding. The record is from RefSeq and is a predicted model, not a curated record. Bases 144 to 1163 code for a protein of 339 amino acids.